Molecule: messenger RNA, 665 nt
Organism: Aedes albopictus (Asian tiger mosquito)
Lineage: Eukaryota; Metazoa; Arthropoda; Insecta; Diptera; Culicidae
Product: ejaculatory bulb-specific protein 3-like
Exons: 2
Coding region: 169-555 (128 amino acids)
Source: RefSeq, a predicted model, not a curated record
UUCAAUGAAUUCUACGGACGAGCAGCAACGACUUGCGAUAAAAAAAAAUCUCCUGAGGGAUGAAGAACGGCAACACCCAACCGGUAUAUAUAGCUGCUGUCGGGUAAGUUAGAAGUAUAGUUCAUAUCAGCGUUGCUUCAAGAAACAAGCUUCAAAAACCUCCAAAAAAUGAAAUUCUUCAUCGUUCUUCUGGCACUGUUCGCCAUGGCUGCCGCCCGGCCCCAGGAGGACAAGUACACCACCAAGUACGACAGCAUCGACACCGAUGAGAUCCUGAAAUCGGAUCGUCUCUUCAAGAACUACUACAACUGUCUGUUGGAUACGGGAGCUUGCACUCCGGAAGGCAACGAGCUGAAGCGUGUCCUGCCCGAUGCCCUGGAGAACAACUGCUCCAAGUGUAGUGAGAAUCAGAAGACGUCCAGCACCAAGAUCAUCAAAUUCCUGACCGAAAACAAACCGGAGGAGUGGGUCGCUCUGAAGGCCAAGUACGAUCCGGAUAACAAGUACGUCCAGAAGUACGUGACUGAUGCCGAUAAGGAUGGAAUCAAACUGUAAGCUGACGAACUGGCCUUCAUUUGGAAAUGACGAUUGGAAAGACUGUGAUUGAACACCUGCAUUUACCUGAAAACUUGUAUCAAUAAACUCCAAAUUUUUGUACAAAUCAA